Malaya genurostris is the source of this 1698-nucleotide messenger RNA. RefSeq lists its product as uncharacterized. The coding region runs from base 99 to 731 and encodes 210 amino acids. Lineage: Eukaryota; Metazoa; Arthropoda; Insecta; Diptera; Culicidae. The record is from RefSeq and is a predicted model, not a curated record. The transcript is spliced from 2 exons.
UGGAACUUGAUAGCCCAUUCGAUAUAUUCUUUUAAAGUAGAUGAAAGUAACGUUCAUUACUCAAAAAUAUCUCGCAUUCAAACCUACCUGGAGUCAAAAUGAUAUCGUGUAUAGUUGAGAAGUGCGUAUGGAUAGGUAUGUCACCGAAUUUACUGUAUGGACAUCUCAAACGAAUGCAUAUGCAAUUAGAUUCUUUCAAGUGUAAUGUAGGAACAUGUGAUAGAACCUACUCUGUGCUUGCCACAUUUCGUUUGCACCACAGAAAACAUUUUCUACAGUAUCAAACAUUACAUGCGAACAGAGAACAAACGAGUUCACAAGAGAAGAAUAAUAAACAAACUAUUCAAUCGAAGAUGGAAAUAAAUGACCAUCACCACAAAGAAAAUCUACCACGUAAAAUGAUCAUAGAAAUACAAAAAGAUGUACAAAAGUAUUUUAUUGAACCGAUGAUUGCAGUAUUUGAAGAAGUAUCCGCAGGUGGACAAGAAAAUGAUUUAACAGAGCGAGUUUUAAAUGAGUUCAAUUCAACAAGCAACUAUGAAUCUGAAUACAUGCUCAUUCAACAAUUGAAACAAAAAGAUUUGUUCUGCGACCCAAUAAUGUUCAACAUGAACAAUGAGCUCCAAGGCAAUUCUUUUGGCAAUCUGGAGCUGAAGGUUGAAGAUCAAAUCGAAGGAGUUCUAAUGCCUCUCAAAUUCCUAUUGAGAAAAUAUAUAGAAUCACCUGGCUAAUUUGACUGCAUAGUAAAGAAUUUGAAUCCAUCGGAUGACGGCGUAUAUCGAUCAUUGAUAGAUGGCCAAGUUUGGAAAAGAAGAAGACAAUUGUUUAAGGAUAAAAUAGUUAUUCCGGUUAACGUAUACUUUGAUGAUUUUAACACUAGCGAUACAGCAUCAAAUCACGCCGCAGCGACUUCAAUUUGUGGAAUAUAUUUGAAUGUACCAUGUUUGCCCGCAUAUUUGUUGAGUAAACGCAACAACAUUUUAAUUGCUGGCUUCGUGAAAACUAUCGAUAGAAAAUAUAACGACAACGCUGAAUUAUUUUGUAAACUGAUUGAUACAUUGAUUGAAUUAGAAAAAGAAGGAUUGGUUAUUACUUCCAAAAAUGAAAAGAAAAGGAUCUAUUUUGCGUUAGGUUUCGAUCUCGGAGACAAUCUGAGAAUCAAUGGUAUCACAGACUUCGUCGAGUCAUUCCGAGCAACAUAUUUUUGUCGAGUAUGUAAACGGACACGAGAACAAACAGAAGAUGACUGUGUGGAACAUUUAAACAGCCUUCGAGAAGCUCGCACUUACAAACUUGAUCUUGAUCGUCAAAAUAAAUCUAUCACCGGAUUGAAUGAAGAGUGUAUGUUCCACAGAUUAUCCUACUUUCACGUUUGUGAUAAUUUUGUGUUUGACGCAAUGUAUGAUGUACUAGAAGGCGUGUUAGUAUACAAUCUUCAACAUUGUCUAUAUCAUUUCAUAAUCAAAAAGCAAUAUCUAAGUACAGACGCUCUGAAUCGACAAAAAAUACAUUUGUUUACAAAGAUUUGAAUUCGAGUAAUAUCCCAAAUGAUUUUGUUGAAAAUAAGAUCAAAAACAAAUAAAUCAAAAUGACUGCUAGUGAGAUGAAAACGUUUUGGACGUUCUUACCACUUAUAUUUGGAAUUAUGAUACCUGAAGAAGAUCUGGUGGGGAAUUUUGUUAAAAUAACUCUAAAACU